Messenger RNA from Auxenochlorella protothecoides, 2106 nucleotides. Its product is annotated as 30S ribosomal protein S9. The record is from RefSeq and is a predicted model, not a curated record. Gene Ontology annotation, biological process: translation; mitotic spindle assembly checkpoint signaling; meiotic sister chromatid cohesion, centromeric. The transcript is spliced from 16 exons. Gene Ontology annotation, molecular function: structural constituent of ribosome; protein kinase activity. Lineage: Eukaryota; Viridiplantae; Chlorophyta; Trebouxiophyceae; Chlorellales; Chlorellaceae. Bases 1 to 2106 code for a protein of 701 amino acids. Gene Ontology annotation, cellular component: ribosome.
AUGACGGAUCCCGAUGUGGAGCAGCCCGAUUGGGAGCUCUCGAAGGAGAAUUUCCAGCCCUUGCGACAGGGGCGGAAGGGGGCAGGCCUGAAAGACAACACCGAGGAGCUCCGAUCCGCCAACUUGGACGCUGUCAAGAGGCAGUUCUGGCAGGCGAUUGCAGAUGACGAGAGCGACGAUCCUCUGGCAGCGUGGCAAAGGUUCAUCGACUGGACACGGGAGACUUAUACCGCUGGCGGUCACAAGGCGGAGCUGAUCCCACUGCUGGAGCGCUGCACCUCGACCUUACAAUCCGACGAGCGGUACCGCAACGAUCCACGCUUCCUCCGCAUCUGGAUCCUAUACGCGGACUGCCUGGCGGAGCCGGAGGACGUCUUCUCCUUCCUGGCACAGAACGACAUCGGGCAGGGGCACGCACUCUUCCACAUCGCCCACGCCACCUGCCUGGAGCUUCGGGGCGCCUUUGGCCGCGCUGACGCCGCGUACCUGCGUGGCAUCGACCUACACGCAGCCCCACUGGAGCGGCUGAAGGCCAAGCACACCGAGUUCCAGUACAGGAUGGUGGGUGCAGGGUGGUACGGGGCACGAAGGAUCCAGCGGGAUGCGGCGGCCUCCGCCACGGCCCUCGGCCCCGUAGAGACCGGCGCCGCCGCACCUGCCCGCCGCUUCGGCCAGGCAGUCGGCGCCCUUGGGGGCGCUAGGCCACCGGGAGGCAGGCCGGCCUUUGCGCCCCUGGGCAGGGCGGCAGCGGCGGCAGCUGGUCAGGUCCGUGGCGGGCCGGCGGCCGGUGCUGCGCCCCUCAGCGUCCUCGCCGAUGAGCCGGGAGCGCCGGCCUGCCCAGGCCCCUCCCUGACGGCCCGGAAGGAAAACACCCAGGCCGCUCUGCCCUGGGUGGGGCAGCGUCUGGAGCAGGACGGCAGCGCGGCAACGGAGCCCGCCCCCGCCCUGGAGGUCUUCGCCGACCCCGAGCUUGAAGCCAGCCAGGCGCAGGACCGGCAGCGGCUGCUGGGGGUCCAGCAGGGAACGCUGCGGGAUCACCUGGAAGGAAAGCGGGGUGCCGAGGCUGGCCUGCACCCGUCUACCUCCAGCAUCGCCGCGCCUGGAGCCUCGGACCCCCUGCGCCUGCACAAGCAAAACCUGGAGCGGGGCAGGGCGCAGGGCGCGAGGCCGGAGGAGGUGCUGGCCUGCGACACGCAGCUGCUGCGGGGCCCUGAUGGCGCUAGCAUAGACAGCGCCUGUUGGGCAGAGCCGCCGGCCAUCCAUCCAGCCCUCGUGGGCGUCGUGGCUGGCUCACAGCAGGCAUCGGAGCGCGAAUCUUCCCCGGACACGAGGAGGCAAGCCUUCAAGUUGAGGCGGCAGCGCAGGUCCAGCAUCAUGCCUGGGCUGCGGGGCCGGGAGCCCACCAUGACCAUCGCCACCGCGGGGGCGUUUGCCGCCAUGGGCAGCUACUUUGAGCCGCCCAAUGCAUUUGGCGGGGACCCAACCAUGACCAUCUCCACGCAUGCUGCGUUCCAGGCAGUGAACGACAUGUUUGCAGGCGACUGGGACCGCGCAUGGGAGAUAUUCGAGACCACAUACCCGGUGGAGGGCGACGACAUGCCUGGCGUGCUGGACAUCAUGGCCCUGGACUCGGAAGCCGAGGAGAAGGCAGCCCGGCGCCAGCGGGAGCUGGACCUCCAGGAGGAAGCUGCUGCCAGCCACGUGCGUGUUGUUGACCACCUCGGCCGAUCGCAGGCCACCGGCAAGCGCAAGACCUCCAUCGCGAGGGUCUGGAUCUGGGAGGGCCAGGGGCACAUGAUGGUGAACAAGCAGCCCUACGACCAGUACUUCAAGACCUUGCCGCGGCGCAACGACGUCAUCACACCCUUUGCGGUGACCAACACGCUGGGGUCCUUUGAUGUCAUGGUCAAUGUCAUUGGUGGAGGCACGACCGGGCAGUCCCAGGCUGUGCGGCACGGCAUUGCCAAGGCGCUGCAGUUUUUUGACCCCGCGCACCGUCCGGAGCUCAAGUCUGCAGGUCUCUUGACGCGCGACGCGCGUGUGGUGGAGAGGAAGAAGCCCGGAAGGAAGAAGGCGCGAAAGGCAUUCCAGUGGGUCAAGCGAUAG